Molecule: messenger RNA, 372 nt
Organism: Soboliphyme baturini
Lineage: Eukaryota; Metazoa; Nematoda; Enoplea; Dioctophymatida; Soboliphymatidae
Source: the annotation of a GenBank genome assembly
AUGGUCAUUCCUUGGCCCUUCGUCAACGAAAGUUCAACUAUGUUGAAUUGGCAGCUUGCGGCCCCAUCAGCUGGCUUCUGCCUUUUUCUUUCCAGCGAGGGUGUGUUCCAGUUUCCCACUUUGACUCCUCUGUUCAAAACGGACAGCGCACCCGUCGCUGACUGGUAUCUUCGUCGUCUCCUUGUCGAUUUUCGGCAGUCGUCGCCGUGCUGUUAUUCCUCCCUCGCUGCCAAAAGGCGAGAUGAUGAUUCAUUUUGCAGGCUGUUCGUCGUGUGCCUCAAAUCCUCAACGGCAAACCCGGCCAUUGGUAACCCGGGCGACAAUCGAUUCGGCAUAAUGUUCGACAACGCAAAUGCCAUCAGGGCCAGGUGA